AUGGUGCCGUGUACGCGCAAUGGAGCAAGUGGGGGGUGGGGAGACAAGGAGAAACAGGGCUACUUCUGUCCGCGAGGGACCAAGUUCCCACAGCAGCACCCCUGUCCUGUAGGUACCUGGAGCAGCUCAGUAGGAGGCCAGAACCUGUCCUCCUGUUGGGCCUGCGCACCUCGGUUUUACUGCAACAGCACUGGACUCAGGCAGCCUUCGGGAAUAUGUGACACAGGUGCAGAAGUGUGUGAUGAAUGUCCACCAGGGACAUACUGUCUGUCUGGUGAGGCUGUCCAGCCCUGUCCAGCAGGUCACUACUGUCUUGGUGGGGGAGUAGAAGGCAUCCUACCCUGCCCGCCUGGCACAUACAGCCCUCGGUUAGGGCUUCGUCAAGUGGAGCAGUGCCUCAUUUGUCCAGCAGGUUUCUACUGUGAUGACUGGGGGCUGUUUGAACCUACUGGAUUCUGUCACUCUGGGUACUACUGCAUAGCAGGAACUAAGCAUGCCACCCAGUUUCCUUGUCCGCGUGGCUACUACAACCCAGAGCCCAUGACUCAGAGUCUGGACAGCUGCCUGCCUUGUCCUCCAGGACACUACUGUGAGAAGGAACGGCUUACCAAAGUGUCUGGAAAAUGCAAGGCUGGUUGGUUCUGUGUGUCAGCAGCCUGGAACUCUCAGCCCUUUGACCUUGAUAAUUACACAAAUGCCAACUGUCUGUGCCCAGCUACCUCCACAGGGGGGCGCUGUCAAGUGGGCUUUUACUGUCCUCUGGGCAGCUCUGAGCCUCUACCUUGUCCACCGGGAACCUUCUGUAAUAAAUCAGGUUUAGCUCUGCCAGUGGGACCGUGCUCUCCUGGGUAUUAUUGCGUUGGAGGAGCCACUGAGGCCAGACCAACCGAUGUGGGAACAGGCAACAUCUGCCCUCCUGGGACGUACUGUGUGGAAGGAUCAGGAGAGCCAGAGAUGUGUCCACCUGGAAGCUUCUCCUCGCUAUCUGGUCUGACUAAUGAGGCUAGCUGUCAGCCGUGUACAGCAGGGUUCUACUGCGGAGAAGAAGGCCUUAGGGCUCCUACUGGACCUUGCAGCCAAGGAUAUUGGUGUCCUCCUGGUCAGAGUGUAGCAACAGCUCUGCCGUGUCCUUCUGGUCAUUUCUGCUUAGAAGGUAGUUCAGCUCCAGAGCCCUGUCCAUCAGGAACAUACCAGGAUAGAAACAAACAGGGAUCUUGCAUGAUCUGUGAGGCUGGUGAGAAGAACAUAAACCCGUUUUAA
This is a messenger RNA of Girardinichthys multiradiatus, 1260 nucleotides long. Its product is annotated as multiple epidermal growth factor-like domains protein 6. The transcript has 9 exons. The record is from RefSeq and is a predicted model, not a curated record. Bases 1 to 1260 code for a protein of 419 amino acids. Lineage: Eukaryota; Metazoa; Chordata; Actinopteri; Cyprinodontiformes; Goodeidae.